Molecule: messenger RNA, 2229 nt
Organism: Ylistrum balloti
Lineage: Eukaryota; Metazoa; Mollusca; Bivalvia; Pectinida; Pectinidae
Product: arrestin domain-containing protein 2-like
Exons: 9
Coding region: 334-1410 (358 amino acids)
Biological process (GO): protein transport
Cellular component (GO): cytoplasm
Source: RefSeq, a predicted model, not a curated record
AUGUACAUGUGUGUCGUCGCUUAUCGUAAUGUGACCGAUAUUUCGUUCAAUCAUAAACUUUGGCGCUCAUUUCGAUAAAACACACAAACUGUAGGCAGACAUUUUAAAGUACACGCAUGGAAUAAAACAGAGGGAGAAAGGCUGGAAAGGAAAGUUCAUUUUCACGAUUGAGCUGACCAGGAAACCAGUUAUCCAGUGUGGGCACCAAACAGUCAUGUGGUUAUCUUGACCAGUGACGGUUGUGUGAAUGGACCAAUCAGCAUUCUCUACCUUUUCCUACUUGUAGCCUUGGUUACCGAAGCGUUGUCAUGAUUAAGAACUGACUGAUUAACGAUGGAAAGGCUGGAAAAGUUUCAGAUAAUUUUCAACAAUCCCACAGCCACCUAUUCGGCAGGAGACACAGUGUAUGGGUAUGGAUGGGUGGUUGUUAAAGACCCAGUAUUCGUAGAGACGGUAUGCAUGGAAGCCGUGGGAGAGGCCAAGGUCGAAUGGAUGACCUCUAGUGACAUUCAGGCGUCGGAUGAAGAGGUGUUUAAUUACACAACCAUCCUCCCUAUCAAAGGGGAGAAGGAUAUGAAAGAUGGCGCCUUUCUUCAUCCAGGCUCACACUAUUUCCCAUUUGAGUUCACCUUACCGCAAAGACUCCCUUCAUCUUUCAAGGGCAAACAUGGGCGACUUCGUUACUUUGUCAAAAUGACAAUCUGCACUGCGGGAGGACCUCAUCCAACUCGUACAAGUAAAUUCGCUGUCCUGGGUGCCCUUGAUCUUAACGCUGAACCAGAUGCAGCACUCCCAGUAGAAAAUGACACAUUUGAAGCAGUGGGAUCCUGGUGUUGUAUAGCUGGAACUGUUACUGCAGCCAUCAAGCUCGAGCGCAAAGGAUUUGUCAUGAAGGAAGCGAUUCCUGUCUGGGCCGAGAUCAAGAACCUUAGUACUCGCAGGAUCAAAUCUACACAGGUGUCUCUGAUACAGAAUGUCACCUACUAUUCAUAUAGAGGACGCUUCUCUGAGUCAACAACCAUGGUUACUGUACACAAAGGAGGCAUCGCACCCCGUGGUAAACAGACGUGGCAGAAAGAGUUACUUAGCAUUCCAACAGUACCAGCUUCGCACCUACGAGGCUGUAAAAUCAUCGAUGUACAAUACAGUAUAGAGCUGUGUAUAAAACCCUCAGGAUUUGCCAAGAAAGUUCGUCUGCCGGUGGAUAUUGUGAUAGGUACGGUCUCCAUUGAAGACACACAGUGCCAAAAGGCAUCCUAUCACCCACUUCCUUCCAUCGUCAGCGACAACAGUUUCCCGUACCCAUUUUUUGAGACGCCGUCAGAUCAGGUUUACCUGACGGACAUUUCAUAUCACCAACAUAUGCUACCGACAGCGCCACCUUGGGAAAGUGACGAUGAUAUUCCCUGAUAGACUCAGCAACUAUCAUCUACAGGGAUUUUAAUAACGCAACCUGUCGUCCAUGGAAGCAAAUCUCAUUUCGUUGUCUUGACGACAGAUCUGGUGUACCAUUGUCAAACAACAUUGUUCAUUGGACAAAAGAUAUCUGCAUUUGACUAAUCAGCGUUCCUGUUGCAUUAGGAUUAUUAAACCAGUGCUCGUGUGAAGUGUGAGGACGAAAUAUUUGUGUUGUUGGUGAUGCUAGUCGACUAGAUGAAAACAGGUCAGUUGACCUGACCUAUGACCAGGGGUCAUGGACAAUGAAGGUCAUGACCUCCAGAAUAAAACUGAAUGAUGUGUGUCCAACGUUUUCUGAUUGGACAAAAUAUGCAGUAAAUACGAUAAGAUUUAGACUGCAAUUGGUUUCUGACUUUUGCAGUCAUAGUGAUGACCUUUCUGCGGCUGACCUUGGAAGAAACCCUAGAACUGGUGAUUUCAUGAGGAUUCAAUGUCAAUCGCAGAUUUAUCAUUGAUCCAACGAACAUGUUUCUUACUGAUGAUCAUGGAGAAAACAAAAAUCUCAUUAUGACCUUGGAAUAAACGCAACCUUGUAAUGACCUUUGGAAAAAGAUAUUUUUAGCUGUGCUGACAUAAGAUCAAACUUUCUAUAGGAAGACAACUUUGCAAAAGUUUGCCAUUUCAAGAGAAAAGUUGUAACCUCACAAAGAUAUUGUACUACGAGGUGUUGACAACGUACAGAUGUUAAGUGGUGUAUAUAUAUAGAUAUGUUUUUGUUUCCAUGGUAACAUUCUUACAUAAUCAUUUCAAUCAUUUGUCAACUAUCGCAAA